AGGUGAAAAGCAAAGAAGAUAUUAAGAAGACUGGGAAGAAAACUGGGAAGAAAAGUAAUGCAAGAACUAUUGGCGAAAAAUAUUGGUGAUUGGCUUUUACGAUUUCUUUUGAAUAUUUGGAGAUUUUUAAUAUAUAUCAUAUGUGUGAUUCUUAAUCUGCAAAGACGUCCAAAUGUGACCCACAGAAGAUGUAUUAUAAUCAUUCGAGAAAUAGAAAAUAUUGAUAAUCUCCAGAAAGCUGUACUCAAAGCAAAAUGGAACUUUUGCUUCUAUACAAUAUUUACAUCAUUUUCUAAAAUUCCAGGAGAAUACGAACCUGAAAGUUUGCCAGAUAAUAGCCUUCUUGUUGCCUUCGUUUUAAGCCAAGGACGCCAUAUAUUUAGGCCAGCUUUUUACCUCCAAGAUAAUGAAGGCCGCAUAUGUAGUCUAAUAUUCUAUCACCAAGAAUCAGAUCCUUAUCCAUAUUUUUCCUGGGACCAACUGAAACCUGGGAAAUAUAUUUGUAUCUUGGAACCUGAGAUUCAUUAUUUUCUUGAUGGGCAAGUUGGUUUUAGAAUUGAUUCUACUGCGGAAGUUAGGGUUUUAUAAAAUGUUGGGCAAAAAGAAAUAAAUCUAUUUCAUCAAG
This is a messenger RNA of Octopus sinensis (East Asian common octopus), 625 nucleotides long. RefSeq lists its product as uncharacterized. The transcript is spliced from 3 exons. The coding region runs from base 58 to 588 and encodes 176 amino acids. NCBI's taxonomy places the organism in Eukaryota, Metazoa, Mollusca, Cephalopoda, Octopoda, Octopodidae. The record is from RefSeq and is a predicted model, not a curated record.